This is a messenger RNA of Maylandia zebra (zebra mbuna), 2304 nucleotides long. It is a transcript of the gene nudt4a, whose product is annotated as nudix (nucleoside diphosphate linked moiety X)-type motif 4a. The record is from RefSeq and is a predicted model, not a curated record. Gene Ontology annotation, biological process: adenosine 5'-(hexahydrogen pentaphosphate) catabolic process; diphosphoinositol polyphosphate metabolic process; diadenosine pentaphosphate catabolic process. NCBI's taxonomy places the organism in Eukaryota, Metazoa, Chordata, Actinopteri, Cichliformes, Cichlidae. Gene Ontology annotation, molecular function: bis(5'-adenosyl)-pentaphosphatase activity; diphosphoinositol-polyphosphate diphosphatase activity; bis(5'-adenosyl)-hexaphosphatase activity. Gene Ontology annotation, cellular component: cytoplasm; nucleus.
GUUGCUGCGCAGCUCUCAGGUCAGCUGGUCGCAGCUCAGCCACCACAGCGUGAUGUGAGCCAGUCUGCGUGUUGACAGCGGCACUAAAGCAGCAGAGCACAACACCAGAUGCAGCCUGACGCGCGCUCGGAGCGCAGGAAUGAAUGGACCAGCUGCAUGGUUUGUCUGGAAGUGUCUGAAGAAGCCAAGCUGCGAUAUUGUUGGAUAUUACUGAAAGCACUUUAAUCAGCGACUGGUUGAAGCCCGAUUUCCCAACACUUCCCUGCCUCCGGAAAAAAAGGCCUCUAUAUGAUGAAGUUUAAGCCCAACCAGACCAGGACGUACGACGUCGAAGGGUUCAAGAGGAGAGCGGCGUGUCUGUGUUUCAAAAACGAAACAGAGGACGAGGUGCUGUUGGUGAGCAGCAGUCGCCAUCCAGACCAGUGGAUCGUGCCAGGAGGGGGAAUGGAGCCUGAUGAGGAGCCCUGUGGAGCUGCUGUCAGGGAGGUGUAUGAAGAGGCUGGUGUAAAGGGAAAGCUCGGCAGACUGCUUGGGAUAUUCGAGCACAAUCAAGACAGAAAGCACAGGACUUAUGUCUACACCCUCGUGGUGACGGAGAUGCUGGAAGACUGGGAAGACUCUGUGAACAUUGGAAGGAAGAGGAAGUGGUUCAAGGUCGAUGAAGCCAUAAGGGUGCUGCAGAGCCACAAGCCUGUCCAUGCAGAGUACCUACACAGACUUAAGGGCACCUGUAAUCCCACCUGCACUCCCAUGUGUGGCCCAGCUAACGGCAAUGGCCUGAGCUCCCACAUGACAGAUGAUGACGCACCCCACUAUGUUGUUUGCUCCACACACUGCUCAGACCUAGUCAGCAGAUAGGAGCCAUAAUGGCAGAGAGCAGGUCUUCUGAGAGGAAAUGAAUUUUCAGCUGAACUUCUUGAGACUGAUUUGAAGAGACACUGAAAAAGUUUUUCAAAUGUAUUUAAGACUUUUUUAAUGUAUUAUUUUUUUUUAAAUUCCUGUAAAGCAUUUCCUUUUCAACUUUAGGCAGACUGCAGUGCACUGAUUAUGCAAUAUAAAGGCCUGUUUAGUAUUAGAUGUUGUAUAUUUGACUGGCGGCACACACUGUGUGCUGGUGAUUUCCUGGAGGCGGUAUGGGGAAGUGUUGGCUCCUGGAGGAAGCCUUAUUCCCACAGUGACUCAGUGCCAAACAAUGUGCAAGAUGUUUGAAAAAGAGUAGCUGCAAGUCUAUGGAUGGACUUUACAAACUGCUACCUUGGGAAGUUUGUAAGGAAUUCUGCUAAAUUCUGCAGCAAGCGUGGACAGCAUUGUUAUUACUUCCUCAGUGCACACAGUAUCAUCUCUAAGCACUAGUGACACUGAACAAGCCUUAAAUCAUGUGUGUAUAUAUUUGAAUGCUGUCAAUGUGAGUGAAAACUGAGUAAAUUAGAGAAAAACUUCUAUAUAGUGAACUGAAUCAAACAUGAAAUGGCACAUAUCCUCAGAAAAACUAUAAUCUAGUGCAUUAUAGCAAAUGUUUUAUAUAGUGUAUCUGCAGAGAUGCCUUAGAAGAGUCUGACAAAUGCUGCACAAAGUCUCCCAUUAAGUGCCUUCAUAAACACAAAGUAAAUGAACAGAACAAAUCAAGCCUUAUACAUGCUGUCAAAACAACCCAGUUUUUGGAAGCUGGGCUCCAUAGGACAUUAAGAAAAAUGUGGGUUUGCUUUUACGACAGAGGGUGCACAGUGACUGAAUUUAUGUUCCGCUGGGAAACAUGGACCGAAAAGUAUGACAGGAAUUAUGGUCGCCUGAUUCUAUUUGAUGCUUUGCUUUAAACUUUAAUCCAGUUUCUUCACAAGUUAAUAUUAUUGUUUUUAUUUAUUGUUAGUCUUAGUGUUUGGACUAUACCAUUAAUACCAGGCUGUAGACUACUCCCCCUGGUGGCAAUGGUACAGUCCAACCACAAGCACAAAGCAUAGAAAUGGAAAAUUAAGUAUGCAAAGAAGGAAAAAAACUGAAGCAACCCCCCAAACGUGCACAGUUAAAAAUCAAACUGAGAGUCGUUUAUUUUUGGAGAAAUAAACUGUGGAUCGUGGAAAUCCGUUUCUUUAUGUGAUUAUUUUUUGAUGGUGCUUGCUUCAAAGCGUUGUAUUGUGCAUGGAAGUCCUUGAACACCUAGGGGAAAAAAGCUCAAAUAUGUCAUAAUUCAACUUCCUAGGCUACCAUUGGCAGGAAAGCCCAUCUAACAUCUUUCCUCAUUGUCCAUGUGUGACUGGGGUAUUCUAUUGUGUGCAAAAUAUUUAAAUAAACACCGUUUAAAGAUAA